CCAAGUCGACACUCUACCAAAACAAACAUCGUAAAUAUCUGACCGGGUCGGGGGAAUCUGCCUGGGUAUAAAAAUGCAGAGGUACACUUUCCAGCUAUCAGUCGGUAAUCGGAUUUCAGAUAUGAUGGAUGAGCAAAAAGAAAACAACAAGCCGCAGGUGAACGGUGAAAAAGAUACCCCGGUGAAACGGGCCCUGGUCAAUGGAAGCUCCCCCUCCUCCUCCUCUUCGGACAAUUCGGCCGUAUUUAGGGACAGCAAAGUUAGGAGUAUCGCAGAGAGAAUUGAACAGAAUAUCAAAGAAUUGGACAAGCAGAGCCUUGCAGACAGGAAGCCGCUGUAUACCGCGGAGGAAGAGAAGAAGUUGCUUGACAGAUACACGAGUUUCCCGAAAGAGAAAAAAGAAGUGCAUUAUAAAUUCUUCAAAAAGGCAGACAUUUACAAUUUAGGAUUUUUGACAAUUUAUCAGUUCGCGCAGGCUGUGCGGAAGCAAGGAUUCUCGGGAAAGGACUCGGAAAUAGCGACUAUGUUUGUAGACCUCGAUGCCAAUAUGGACUGCGAGGUGACACUCGAAGAAUACAUGAACGAAAUGGCAAAGAAGGACGCCAAAUCAAGAACGGAGGCUGAAAUGUUGGACAUCUUCAGAAAAUUUGACAGAAACAAAGAUGGCUACGUCACGCGGGAAGAGUUGCAGACGACACUUGAAGAAUGCAAAAUGAGGCUUCUUGAAAUCGACAUGGACGAUGUUAUGAAGAAGGCGGACAGAGAUGGCGACGGCAAACUAUCCUUUGACGACUUCAUCAAAUCCUGCCGCUUCAAAAAUCAAUGAAAAUUGUUCCGAAUUUCCUAUGUAAUCAUGAGCUAACUUGAAGAACUGCCGUUCCUCUUAUUACUCAAUAUUCGUCAAUAUUUCCAUGGUCAGCUUCCUAUAUAGCGGAAGAUUGAGUGAAUAUGUGCGUUUUUUGGCACACUCUACGCAAUUCUGUACCAGUCGUUUAUGUUUUUUUAUUUAAGCUCAGGACGCUCAGAGAUAGACAAAAUCUGUUGAUGCAAUAUGGGAUAUUCGAAUUUUGCAUUUUAAAAGUUGUAAAAAAGAGUUUUUAUGCUUGCCAAAUGCUGUAUCAAUUUCUUUGUUACUUGAAUAUAUUAUACGUGUAUUAUCAUUAAAUUUUUAUUACAAAUGGUA
Messenger RNA from Magallana angulata, 1183 nucleotides. RefSeq names its product neo-calmodulin-like. The transcript has 3 exons. The record is from RefSeq and is a predicted model, not a curated record. Bases 74 to 826 code for a protein of 250 amino acids. Gene Ontology annotation, molecular function: calcium ion binding. NCBI's taxonomy places the organism in Eukaryota, Metazoa, Mollusca, Bivalvia, Ostreida, Ostreidae.